Vollenhovia emeryi is the source of this 305-nucleotide messenger RNA. Its product is annotated as chymotrypsin-1-like. The transcript is spliced from 2 exons. Bases 48 to 290 code for a protein of 80 amino acids. Gene Ontology annotation, molecular function: serine-type endopeptidase activity. The record is from RefSeq and is a predicted model, not a curated record. Lineage: Eukaryota; Metazoa; Arthropoda; Insecta; Hymenoptera; Formicidae. Gene Ontology annotation, biological process: proteolysis.
UUGCAACGGAUCUAUUCGUUUCAACUCCAGUCGACAAAUUUGAAAACAUGCGUGCGUUAGCUUGUCUCGUAUUUAUCGCUCUGGUAUGCACCAUUCAAGGAGCACCGUCUCCUCAUAUCAUCGGCGGUAAGGCUGCUCCCGUCGGCAAAUUUCCAUAUCAAGUUUCGUUGCAAUAUGCCGGCAAGCAUAGAUGCGGUGGAUCUAUCCUGAAUCACCGUAACGUGUUAACCGCAGCACACUGUGUUGAAGGGUACGUGAGAAGUUCUAAAUCUAUAUCAAUAUAUUAUUAGUAGAACAUAAUUCUA